Diospyros lotus (date-plum) is the source of this 1184-nucleotide messenger RNA. RefSeq lists its product as uncharacterized. Lineage: Eukaryota; Viridiplantae; Streptophyta; Magnoliopsida; Ericales; Ebenaceae. The coding region runs from base 200 to 748 and encodes 182 amino acids. The transcript is spliced from 3 exons. The record is from RefSeq and is a predicted model, not a curated record.
UCCAGCCCAUCCCACUUGCCCAUAUCCGCCCCUGGCAGCGACAGUACAGCAAGAAGGAGACAACCCACCGUUCGUAAACAGUUGAUAAGCUGUAUACGUCUUCCGAGCUAGAAUUUAUUGAGGUCUCUGCUAUCUGAGUCUGCUGUGCAAUAGAGGGAGAUAGAGAGAGAAAGAGAGAGACGAAGAAGAAGAAAAGGUAAUGGAGAGGAAGGGAUUAGUGAUUUGCUCGGUGGUGGCGUUUCUGGGCCUUUUGUCUGCUGUUCUGGGUUUUGCUGCAGAGGCCAAGAGGAUUAGGGCCUCUCAGGUUCAGUUUCUCUCUUCUACCACGUGUGAAUACCCCAGCGGGAGCAGCCCAGCUGUGGGUCUUGGGGUCGCUGCAGCAAUGGCUCUUUUGCUUGCUCAAAUUAUCAUCAGUGUCAUGAGUGGGUGUAUUUGUUGUUGCAGAAGAGGUCCUCAUCAGUCAAACCCUAAUUGGCCAGUAGCCCUGAUCUGCUUUAUUGUGUCUUGGUUCACUUUUGUGGUAGCAUUCCUUCUGUUGCUGACUGCUGCAGCCCUGAAUGACCAGCGCGGCGAAGAGUCUAUGGAUAUGAGCGUCUACUAUUGCUAUGUUGUGAAGCCCGGAGUUUUUACUGGGGCUGCUCUCUUGGCCCUUGCAAGUGUAGGUCUUGGAAUUUUCUAUUAUGUCACCUUGAAGUCGACAAAGAACAACAAUGCUCCAGGCUGCUGCUGCUGGUGGAGCUGCUCCUAAUCAAACUCAAACCCACACUGGCAUUGCAAUGGGACAACCCCAGUUCACUUCAUCAUCAUCAUCAAACACUCAAGAUCCAGUUUUCGUGCAUGAAGAUACAUAUAUGAGACGACAAUUUACUUGAUUCUAAUCAAGAUCCGAUGCUGUUGGUGAACUUCAACUUGUUUGCAGACAUACUAUUGCUGUAUUAAUGGGUUGGGCACUUGUGAGCUGUAUUGAUUGUUUGAUAUGCAAACAGCAAAGAAGAAGGAAGUAAAAAAGAGUUUACUAGUAGGCAAGACACUUUUAUGUGGUUCGUCACAAUGCGUGACUACGUCCACAGGAAAAAAAGGCAAGAAUUAUGGCAUUUCCUUUAACAUGAACACUGUACAACAAUAGAUGGGUCCUUGUGUCAUGGCCCCUCUUCAAUUUCGAACUCAAAAGUGGCAUUACUACA